CUAGAUUAUAGACGGCAAGAGAGAGAGAAAAAAUGAUGUGUUCCAAAAAUAAAUCGUGUAACCCUACACUGAGUUUAAAGACCCCUUUCUCCUUUUUCUCAAUAUACACUUUUUCUCUCUCUUGUUUUGUUGAAAUGAAGCCACAAUUGAAUAGUCGACUUGUUCGACUAAUAUCUCUAGUAUUUCUUAUAGCAUGUCUGUUGUUUCUCUUCAAGUAUAUCAUACACUUGGAAGAAAGAAAUAGCUUAUUAAAAGAGCAAGAAGAAGAGCAAAAUCGAUUACUGCUAAAACAAGAGAAAGAAAGAGAACAAGAAAGAAGAAAGCAGCUAGAGAUAGAAAGGGAAAAGAAGAGAAUGCAAAAGAUUCUAGAAAAUAGAGCCAUUGUUGAGCCAGAAAUUACUGUAGAAAAUACCAUCGACCUUAUCGACAAAUACUAUGUUGCCGUUCCUACACCGAUUGAAUCAUGGAAAGUUACUCAAGUCACCCAUUGGACAGCGAUUCGCAGCUGACCUUUUCACUACCACUGAUUCACAAGAUAAACCAGACUUUAAGCUUUUGACAAGCAAACAAAGAAUAUUCAAAUCACUCUUUCAAUACUUUGACCCCAUCAUUGCCGAAGGCUUAGUCGACGUGACCAAGGAACCUGCCUAUAAGGAAACCUGGGCUAUCUACAGCAAAUUAGAAAAUUCACUUUAUCCUUGGAUCAAACCAUUUUGGAAAAAUGCAUUCAAGAUCAACACAACCAUCAAGCAGGACAAAGGCAUUGUCAUGUGCGUAGGCGAAGAUCAGUUCAAACACGCAGCUUCAGCUGUCAGAGCCCUUCGACAGGUGCUCAAGUCAGAUUUACCAAUUGAAAUAUUUUAUAUCAACCAGGACGACUUAUCAAAGAGCAAACGAGACUACUUUGAAACCUUUGAAAAUGUAAAGACAGUCGAUAUCUCAACGAUCAUCAAUGAUGAAUACACUCAAUUCGGUGGUUGGGCCAUCAAACCUUAUGCCAUGCUCGCAAGCAGUUUCCGUCAUGUCAUUUUGAUGGAUGCGGAUGUAUUUAUGUUUCAAAAGCCCGAUACUCUAUUUGAAGACGAAGGCUACAAACGAACAGGUGCACUCUUUUUUUUGGAUCGCACCUUAUUUAAUAAUUACGAAGAGGGUCGUCGAUGGUUAAAGUCGUUUUUACCCACUUAUAGCACCUACGUUGAGCAAUCCCGCUGGUGGAAAAAGACAUCUGCUCAUGAACAGGAGUCAGGUAUUGUUGUGAUGGAUAAAAAGAAGGUACUGUUUGGCUUGCUGUCAACUUGCAAAAUGAAUGAUAAACAAGAGAGAGAUAUGGUAUCUUAUAAACAUAGUCAUGGUGAUAAAGAGACAUUCUGGACUGGUUUCGAAAUGGUUCAAACACCUUAUCUAUUCCCUAGAUCAUAUGGCGCAGUUCUUGGAGGACUGGGCGAUUCUGGUGCAGCAGGAACCGUGUGUGGCAAUCAGCUUCAUCUGGAUACAAACAAGAGACCAUGGUGGUGGAAUGGAGGACUACUAAGAGAUAAAAACCGUUGGGAGAAUCGAUAUUUGAUGUUCACUCAUUAUGCAGAAGGAGAAGACUGGCAAUUUGAGACAUCAUGCAUUAAAGAAAAGGAUAGGAUAUACGAAUUAAAUGAACAUGAAAAGGAGAUUGGGGAAAAGUUGAUCGAAUUGGAUAAGGAAAGAAAGAAAGCUGAUGAUAUUUAAAAAUAAAACCGUAGACAACUAUAUCCAUUAAAAUCAAAGUUCUGUUCAGGCCUGCAUGUACAUUUAAAGUAGUUGGCUGGACAAUGUGUAAAUGAAUUGGCUACUCUGUAUCCGACCGUAUCGAAGAAUUGAAUGUCUUUCUUUGUCAAGAAUAACACAGCACCCAAGGAUUGAAUGAUUGGAUCACCCCACCUUUCAUAAAAUAUUCCAUUUGAGCUGUCUAUAUAUUCCCAAUACUGCUGAUACUUUUCACUUUUGAAAAAGUCAAGAUUGGAUAUCUAUACAUACUUUUAUCAGCGCAUCCAUUGUACUUGGAGUAUUUCAUACCUGGAAAUUAU
Messenger RNA from Rhizopus microsporus ATCC 52813, 2057 nucleotides. RefSeq lists its product as uncharacterized. Gene Ontology annotation, biological process: protein O-linked glycosylation. Bases 436 to 1719 code for a protein of 427 amino acids. The transcript is spliced from 4 exons. The record is from RefSeq and is a predicted model, not a curated record. Gene Ontology annotation, cellular component: Golgi apparatus. Gene Ontology annotation, molecular function: alpha-1,3-mannosyltransferase activity. Lineage: Eukaryota; Fungi; Mucoromycota; Mucoromycetes; Mucorales; Rhizopodaceae.